Brienomyrus brachyistius is the source of this 2179-nucleotide messenger RNA. RefSeq names its product PHD finger protein 6 (gene phf6). The transcript has 12 exons. Lineage: Eukaryota; Metazoa; Chordata; Actinopteri; Osteoglossiformes; Mormyridae. The coding region runs from base 285 to 1394 and encodes 369 amino acids. The record is from RefSeq and is a predicted model, not a curated record. Gene Ontology annotation, cellular component: nucleus.
UUCCAGCCAAUCGCAGGCGACACCAAGCGCGCAGACAGUAUUCAGGAAAGAAAACUGACAACGUACACAUCAUGUGUACACAUCAAAAUCACAAAACAAACGAAGAUGUAAGGUGCGCAACGUCAUGCGAAUGAGACGCAGUGGGGAAACGGAGAAUCCGCAAGCGCUUCCAUCGCUGUGGGAGGAAGCAAAAAAAACAUCCGUACGCACUUUUCUAAUACCAUUUCCCCUCAUCCGGCGGAGCGGCGUGACUGCGACCCACUGAGACGGGACGGCGCUCGGUCAUGUCUGGCUCGUCGGGGCCGAAGCGGGGUGCGUCCGCGCGGCUGCGGAAGUGCGCCUUCUGCAGGAGCAACCGGGACAAGGAAUGCGGCCAGCUGCUAGUGUCGGACAACCAGAAGGUGGCAGCUCACCACAAGUGCAUGCUCUUCUCUUCUGCCUUGGUCACCUCUCACUCAGAGAGCGAGAACAUCGGGGGCUUCUCCGUGGAGGACGUCAAGAAGGAGAUCAAGAGGGGCAACAAGCUGAUGUGUUCCUCCUGCCACCGCCCUGGUGCCACCAUCGGCUGCGAUGUGAAGACUUGCAGGAGAACGUACCACUUCUACUGCGCCCUGUGGGACAAGGCGCAGGUGAAGGAAAACCCAUCACAGGGCAUCUACCUUGUCUACUGUCGUAAGCACCGUGAUGCCACACAGGACUCCAGUGAAGACGAGCUUGCGGGUGCCGCCAACGACUCAGACUCAUCUCCCCCAAGGGGCCGGGGCCGGGGGCGGUUAGAGAGGGGGCGGAUCAAGGUGGGUGGCCACAGCCAGUCGGAAGACACCCGCUCGACCUCGUCGCACGGCGCAGACGACGCAGAGAGCACCACACACCGAGACCGCUCCCCUCUGCGUGGCAGCCUCGGUGACUCCGGCCUGCGCUGCGGAUUCUGCCAUGCCGGCGAGGACGAGAACGAGACCCGCGGCGUGCUGCACGUCGACAACGGCAAGAAGGUGGCAGCGCAUUACAAGUGCAUGUUGUUUUCAUCCGGGACCGUCCAGCUUACCACCACCUCGCGUGCUGAAUUUGGGAACUUUGACGUCAAAACGGUCAUCCAGGAGAUCAAGAGGGGGAAGAGAAUGAAAUGCACCCUGUGCAGCCAGCUGGGGGCCACCAUUGGAUGUGAGAUUAAGGCCUGUGUGAAGACCUACCACUACCACUGUGGUGUAGAGGACAAGGCCAAGUAUAUAGAGAACAUGGCCAGGGGCAUCUACAAGCUGUACUGCAAGAACCACAGCGGCAACGAGGAGCGGGACGAAGAAGACGAGGAGAGGGAGUCCCGCAGCCGAGAGAAGGCUGACAUGGAGCGGGCCGGCAGCCGAGUCCCACCCCCACCGCAGGUCAAUGGCAACUAGAUGGCAGAGUAAGAAAACAAAAAGCAUAUGACACCCUGGGAACAAAAGGUGGAAAAGAUGAGAUAUUUUUGUAUGUGGUAUGCUAGCAAAAUAUGGGGCCUGUUAUUUCUCAGUUUGGGUUCGCCCCCCUACCCCCAUGAGGAUGCACAAGUUACCCACCUCCCCCCCCCACCCCACACACACAACUUUCCCUGCCCCAGACAGACUGUCAGACACGCUCAUGCCCUCUCGCCCUUGCCAUCUCCACCGACCUUUUUCUGUGCCCGGGAGCACCUCAGUGAGCUCGUUUCAUACUUAUUAAGAAGAGAGAGAUCGGAUAAACGGAGCCGCUUUGCAGAUGAGGACUGGACGUGGGGAAACCGGAGGCUGGCGCGUCCAAGGGACGCCCCUCGGAGCCAUUGAUGUGGGCAAACCGCAGAGUCAUUCUGCAGGUGACCAGACUGAUUAGAGACAUCGAUUCUAACACUCCUGUGUUCCACACAUUUCAGAAAAAGUCACACGACAACACCAGCCUUUAUUUACGAAGAAACCAAGAUCUUUCCUGGAGUCCAUGAUAAGGAUGCUGCCUUUCUAUGUUUUCUUCAAAAUUACAAAAUCAAUUCUCGCACUCAUUCUAUUUUUUUUUUUUUUUUUUUUUUAGGAAGGUGUCCUUUUGUGAGAUUUUUUUCCUCCCCUCUUGAACUGUGUAUUAUAUUUUAAUACUGUAUUGCUAUCAUGAUUGUAAUUGAAAAUAUGUGGCUUUCUUUGUAUUCAGAGUCAGGAUUAAAAGACCUCUGGUAGCAUGA